AUCGUUAUUCUACCAAAAUCGACCUUGAAAAAGUGCAAAAGUCACGCAAGCUCCCCUCCUACCACACCUGAACUUUUGAGUUAUCUUUGGCACUCUACAACUCCAACAAUGCUGAAUCCAUGCUGAAAUGCCACCAUGCAAGUAUUGCAACGACCUCGAGAUACCUUCGUAUCAGACUGUUGUUCAGUCUCGGCCUCCAAGGGAAUACAACGCAUUCUCUGCAAUUCCUUCAACCGAGCCUCAAGGAGUUAAACCAUCCAUAACCAUUGCGAUUAACGCCAUCCUCAGCGGGGCCGACACACUGCAAUGCGAUGCAUGCAUUGUACUUCGAAAUGCCUUACCGGCUAUAUCGAAUGGAUCUUUGAAUGAAAUUAGGGAGAUAGAGUGCAUAGGAAACAUCAGUGGCACACUAGAUGUUGAAAUUAUGUUGAACUCAGGCUCUAGAGAAAGGUUCGAAUUUUAUACCCACGCAGAUUCCCCUUCGCCAUGGCCGAUUAUCGGAGUAGGAAGGCAGGUAUCUUCAGAUUCGUCAUCUGAUGAUUGUAUACAGCUUGCGGCAUCCUGGAUCAGAAAUUGCGCCGAGUCUCAUCAAGAUUGUCUGCGCCUUAAACAUACCCCCCUUCCGACAAGAGUAAUCCAUGUGGGAUCUAAUCUAGAAGAGCCGUACCUGUAUGUCUCAAAACAGGAGGAUGCUAACUACAUUGCACUGAGUCACUGUUGGGGAGGGUUGGUCCCAAUGACGACAACUCGAGCCACGCUGGAGCAACGUCAGCGCGAGAUACGAUUCUCGGAGCUGCCAAGAACAUUCAAAGACUCAAUUAUUAUAGCGAGGAAACUGAAAAUUCAAUAUAUUUGGAUAGAUUCCUUGUGUAUCAUACAAGAUUCCGCGGAUGAUUGGGAGAGGGAAGCUGAAAAAAUGGGUACUGUCUAUCGCAACAGUUUGGUCUGCAUUGCAGCUGAUGGAUCUUUGAACAGCCAUGGAGGUUGUUUCAUAGAAGGACAUCCUAGCCGCAAUAUCGAUGUCACCUGUAUUCGAUGCCCAGGGGCGGCAAGUGCAGAAAGUUUCAUACAUGUCCGCAGGAGCCGUCAGGUCAUGUCCGGGUAUGGAUUCGCACAUGUUCGGUCAGGUGGAGAGUGGUAUGAAAGUAAACUUGAUACCCGAGGCUGGGUUCUCCAGGAGCAGGCCCUUUCCCGACGCACUCUCCACUACACAGUUGCGGAGAUGUCGUGGGACUGUGCAACAUGUGUACAGUGCGAAUGCACAUCCCCGGCCGAGCAAAUCGAAAGUUGUUCGGUUGCAAUGCAAUUGCGGGCGUGCAAACUUAUGAUACAGCAGUCGAAUAUUCUCUCGCGUCAAAAGUGGUCCAAAAGUUCGAGAUGGGUUAAUUUCGUGGAGCUCUUUACGAAACGCAGCAUUACUUACGACACCGACAGGCUAUAUGCUUUAUCUGGUAUGGCUGCAACUAUAUCACCAUCUGAGAAAGGCUCUUUUCUUGCCGGUUUAUGGAAGGAAGAGCUUCCGUUAGCCUUACUUUGGCGGACGAAGGUCAACCACCACAACAUGAAGACUCUAGUGAGCAGGAGACAGCAGAAGUACUAUGCGCCUUCCUGGUCGUGGGCUUCUGUGACAGGACCAAUCGAAUAUAUUGCAUUACCCGGCAGAAAUUAUAGCUUCGAACUCAUUCCUGACCUUACAAUCCUUGAAGCAUCUUGCAUCCCAGUCGGUGCAAACCCCUACGGGCCGGUUCGGUUUGGAUAUCUCAAGGUAUCGGGACUACUAGCCCGUAUCGGUCCCCAAGUUAAACUAGAAAAACCUCAUGGGGAUCUGGAGGAGAGGCAGCCUGUCCGCAGAGGGUUUGAUUGCGAUGUUCUUGCCAAUGGCGAAGCCAUCGAGCUUCUAGACGGGGAUUCUCUAUGGAUUCUUCUUGUCGCUCAUGGCGGAAGGAUCAACCGAGGCUUCUCCAAACUUGAGGGACAUCACUGCAUUAUUCUGCGAACGUCAACUCGACAGCAAGGCGCGUUCGAAAGGGUGGGUUGUGUGUGGGCCCUGAAAGAAUACUGGGAUUCCGAACUCUCGAAGAGGGCGGAAAUGCAGAGCAUCAUCCUGAUUUAACGUCUCAGCGGCUGUGCAUACGUCAAAAGAACUGCAUGUUCGCGAUAUGAUCAACUAUUCCCCUAAGAAGGUGGUCACAUACAAGAGCUCCCCGUUUGAUAUAUUUUCGGAUCUAAAGGUGACGCAAAUGAAGAAAAUCUGGCUACAAGUAUAUCGGCUAAGUUCAUUGAAACACUACUAGUGUCACUGGCGACCCGAGUCUAUGUGGAGUUCCUUCAUAAAUAUGCGUCAGGUUGCGCUCAAUGAUCUUUUGUAGAGUGCAACAGAUGGCUGCCGCGAAUAUAUGGCCUGCUGUGCGAAUAGUUUUGAUUAAACGGGAUCAAUAUAUUGGUACAAAAGCGAUAUAUUGAGAGUUGGCGGUGCGUAGAAUGACUAGAUACAGCAGAGUGAAGUCUGAAAAC
Messenger RNA from Hyaloscypha bicolor E, 2514 nucleotides. Its product is annotated as HET-domain-containing protein. The transcript is spliced from 2 exons. The coding region runs from base 128 to 2113 and encodes 661 amino acids. The record is from RefSeq and is a predicted model, not a curated record. Lineage: Eukaryota; Fungi; Ascomycota; Leotiomycetes; Helotiales; Hyaloscyphaceae.